GUGAGGCUAGAAGCCCGAGCGUGGUCGGUUGGAGCAGAUAUGUCUGCCCGGAGGCACAUUGGGAACCCUGAGUAUCUAACCAGACGGAUACCACAGAACCCAAGGUAUCAACAUGUCAAGUCAAGACUGGAUACUGGUAACAGCAUGACCAAAUACAUUGAGAAGCUAGAAGAGAUUAAAAAAAAUUAUAGAUACAAAAAAGAUGAACUUUUCAAGAGACUGAAAGUUACCACUUUUGCCCAGCUGGUCAUUCAGGUCGCUUCCCUGUCAGAUCAAUCACUGGAAGUGACAGCUGAGGAGAUCCAACGGCUGGAAGACAAUGAUUCUGCAACUUCAGAGGCUGAUUUGGAAAUCGCUGCGAGCACCAACGGCAAAGGGAGCCCUGGGGAAGACUCGCCCAGCCCUGUCCAGUUCAUCAACAGCCUGGGAGCAGGGGAGUCCGGCCGCUCCACUCUGCAGAGCGUCAUCAGUGGCGUUGGGGAACUGGAUGUAGACAAAGGGCUCGUAAAGAAAGAAGAGCCCAGUGGCAAAGACAAGCCGUAUCCGGACUGCCCCUUCCUGCUGCUUGACGUUCGUGACAGAGACUCUUAUCAGCAGUGCCAUAUUGUCGGGGCUCACAGUUACCCAAUUGCAACUCUAUCCAGGACAAUGAACCCCUACUCAAACGACAUUCUUGAGUAUAAAAAUGCUCACGGCAAGAUCAUCAUUCUAUAUGAUGAGGACGAAAGGCUGGCCAGCCAGGCGGCCACCACCAUGUGUGAGCGCGGCUUCGAGAACCUCUUCAUGCUUUCUGGCGGUGAGCAAAGCUGCAGUCUGCUUUCCAGGUCUGAAGGUCUUAGCUCAGAAGUUCCCGGAAGGACUGGUCACUGGCUCCCUGCCAGCCUCUUGCCAGCAGACCGUCCCUCUUGGUACUGCCCGGAAACGAUCCAGCCCCAAAAUGCCAGCCCUGCCAGCCGAGAACAAGUGGAGAUUUACCCCAGAAGACUUAAAAAAGAUAGAGCGUUACCUGGAAGGCGAGCAGGGACCGGCGGGCAAUCCUAGCCGACUGAACCAGAAUAACUCUGCCGGAAAAGACUCAAAGGUGCCUGCCAGUCGAAGUGGCCAGAACCUGCCCACCGGGGGUCCUGCCGGCCACUCGAACCCCCGCACGCUCAACAGUGGUCACCUGCAAGGCAAACCCUGGAAGUGAAGACCUGUGUUGUUUGGUCAAAUAAAUAUCCCCUCCUUUCGGAACCCCCAGCACUCCCAACUUGGUCAUUUUCAGACUGCUGUAGAGGAAUGGCCACGCUCUGUGGGCCCGCUUCUCCCUCCCUCCACUCAGGAAGGAUUCUGACGAUGACCACAAAAACCAGAGGCUUGUCAGGCGCUAGCUGCCUCCCUGUUGUUUACAGAAUACUCUUGUCUUCUGAAACUGAAUAGGAAAAAAGAAAGAUGCUUUCUUUUAAGUAAGGUCCAGCCCGUUUGGUCUGUAACCAGUGUUGUUUUGUAAAUAAUUCAGUCACAUCUGCUGCUGUGUUCUUCCCGGCAGGCUUUUCUCGUUCCCUGUUGAUCUCAUGAAAGAUUCUCCAGGUGGACCUGGCAUUGCCCCCAGGGUGCAGAUGAGUUCCUGGCUCCUGCAGCCCAAGGGCCCCACACUGCGCCAGGUGCCUGGCUCAGUCUUAGCUCGCACGCCGCAGCUUCUGCUGGGGUUUGAGGCUGAGGUUGUAUCUUACUGGUUUAGCAGAGAAGCUCUGUGCAAAAUGAUCUCUUCCUUAAAUGGUUUCCUGGGACCAGAAAGGUGCGUGCUCUUCUGUGCUCACAGCAGAAGGAGGAGGGCCUAGCACAAGUCCCCAGCACCCCAAAAGUCUGUGCUUAGAGCCUUGGGAGGCUGCCACAGCUGUCUCCCCAGCCCCCCCAUUAUGAACCUAAUAUCAGUUAAAAUUUCCCAUUGCCUGACUUGAGUCCAGCCGUGUUAGAUGGGCAGAAAUCAUGGUCACGUGAAAGCGGCAGCCUCAUGCAGGCGUGGGGACACACAGGUGAGGGGACUCAGGAGUCCUUUGUCAGCGCGGACAACCCCUUAAGCCCUUGCUUAAAAAUACAGUAUUAGUCUAAUUGAGUAAUUAGUGCAAUUUCCUGCUUGCUUUUCAUUCUCACGACUGAGCUGUGAUUAGGAGGCUGUGAUUAUAGAUUCUGGUUUGGGCCGGAAUUUUGAAUCGGCAUUAAUUGAAUUGCUAGAUGACUGACACCCAUUCUAUUUAAUUGGAGGAACAAAGACCUCAGGUAAGGAUGAGGCGCAUGAAGUCAUACGGAAGGACCAGCCUUGUUAAUUUUUAUGGUCUGUGAUGGUAGCUGUGAUAAGGGACUAAAGAAUAAAUUGUGCUCUUUGUCAUGGCAACCAGCUUCUGAAAAGCCAGCUGAAAAUUGCUAUCCUUAGGUGGUUACUGCUGCUGGGUAAGACUCGCCUUAACAGUACUAUUUUCUCACCACUGGAAGAAAAAAACAAAAAGGAAAAAGCCCACAGUAUUUCUAGCAUGAGGGUUGUGUUUGUAAGAGAAAUAAACGUAAUAAAUAAUCUCAUGGAGACAUAUGGAAAAAUAACUCAGUCAACCCAGCUCUGUUUCAGAAUGUGUUUAUUCUUCUCUACUUGAUUUCCAAAGUGCAACAUUUUCCAAUGCUUUAGAAAUCAGACAGACCAGGGACAUUGUUCAUAUGUCAAGCCGUGCCCAAUUUUCCACAAGAUUCGGGAAUCUUGUAUAAAAUUCAGCCAAUGUACACAUAGCUUUAAUGAGAAGCCUGCCAUGUUUCCCCAUACAUUUAUUGCCUGAGAACUUAGCUCAGCCUUUUGCUAAUGCCAAAAUGCACUGGCUUUUAUUUUCUUUACAGCAUAGAUAGAAAAAUGCAAAGUUUCUGCACUCGACUUUCCCCUAACAUGGACAAGAUUUUCAGCCAUCUUUGACACAUUUACAUUUUUAAGGAAAACCCUUUCCUUAAAUAAAGUUCUGGUUUGCCACGUUCACAUCGGGAGAUUAGACCUCCUCACUCAGUUCUGUUUUGAAAGUAAAGGACAGGUUCCUCCUGUUCCUGUUCCGCAUUCACCACCAGGGAUGUCCGUGUUAGAAACUAUUGCAUGUACGUAGAGUGUCGGUUUAGCCAAAGCCAUUAUUAGAAUUGCUGUGUGUCUACUGGCGUGGGCUAGCAGGCCGAAUAUGUUUCCAUGUGUUUCUCCGUAGCACUUUGCCCUGUUGGCAAGGGAGGCCCGACCCUCCCCUGCACUCAGCCUUCCUCUCGAUGCUGUUGCUCCCUAACAUUCCACCUUACCAGGAUCUUCACUAGACUGUUUGACAUGUAUUAUCUAAAUGAUCAGUGAUACUUUGUGCAAUUAUGAAUGUUGAAGAUUAAAGAACGUAGUUACUAA
Psammomys obesus (fat sand rat) is the source of this 3394-nucleotide messenger RNA. It is a transcript of the gene Cep41, whose product is annotated as centrosomal protein 41. The record is from RefSeq and is a predicted model, not a curated record. The coding region runs from base 40 to 1041 and encodes 333 amino acids. Lineage: Eukaryota; Metazoa; Chordata; Mammalia; Rodentia; Muridae. Gene Ontology annotation, cellular component: ciliary basal body. The transcript has 11 exons. Gene Ontology annotation, biological process: cilium assembly; protein polyglutamylation.